Messenger RNA from Plasmodium coatneyi, 1158 nucleotides. RefSeq lists its product as uncharacterized. The transcript has 8 exons. Bases 124 to 873 code for a protein of 249 amino acids. The record is from RefSeq and is a predicted model, not a curated record. Lineage: Eukaryota; Apicomplexa; Aconoidasida; Haemosporida; Plasmodiidae.
CCCUGCAAAAAUUCGCUGCCUCAGUUUUGUAACCCCCUUUGCAGUGGUACUGUUUCACAAGCCAAUUACAACAAGGCAGAUACAAUUACCCCCUUAAAACUGUCCAAGGAAAUUUACACCAAAAUGUCGAACGCGGGGACGACAGACCUAAGUUGGCUGCCCUCAGAUGCAGAUGAGCAACUCGCCUUAGGAUUCAAAAUUGUCACCAACGCAUACAAGACUAGGGUUACGUCCCAGGAGGCAGAAAUCAGAUCUCUAAAAGGACAGCUCACGGAGAAGCUGGAACAACUCUCGUCGAUACAAAAAAAAUAUAGCAACCUGGAGGUUCAGCUAAUCGAAUCAACACAGAGAGGGAACCAACUGGCGGACGAAAACAAGCAGUUGAUUACGACCAUUAAGAAGCUGAAUAGGGACAUCGACCGACUGGAGAAUCUUAAAAAGGCCGUCCUCAAUUCUAUCCAGGAGGAACAUGAUGUGGAGGAUGCACAUAAGUACUAUUCCGCGGACGACAUGCUGCAAACGACCGCCCCGAGAACAAUGCUCGAGAUUAAUGGCAAUGAAGAUUCCUGCCAAACGCUAAUUAACAAAAUUGUUAAUUCGGACGCGCAUAAUAUUAUCAACGGGAGCUUCAACUCGCCCUACCUGGGAGCAGGAUCCGCAGGCGAGAAGAACACAGACGGCAGGGCCUUCUUCCGCAACGCAAGGAGCAGACUGACAUACGAGCAGUUUAACCAAUUCCUGUCUAACAUUAAAAAGUUGAACAACCACCAGCAGAAGAGAGAGGAGACGUUGAAAAAGGCGCAAGCCAUUUUUGGUGAGGCGAACUCCGAUCUGUACGAAGAAUUUAAAGUCCUCAUUUCUAAGCAUUCUUAGGGAAGAUUUUUUGUGUGCAGCGUUUCUUCGGAACGUGCGUUCAACGUUAAUCUCAUUCCAUCUCUUUUUUUUCCGUUUUAUUUUUGUCUUUUUUUUUCUCCCUAUUUGUUUCUUCCUAAUUUUUGUUUUGUGCCUCCCUCCCCCCUUGCCCCCCUCAUUGAUUGCCGCAAAUUUUCUUUAAGUUCCGCCUAAUUAUUUCUCUACCCUAACAAGUGGGCUAAAAUGGGAUACCUGUUCAGGUACUUCUUUGCCGCCGUGCACACCCAACUUUUUUGCCAUUAGGUA